AUGAUGCUGUCGUCGGCGUACUCCACGCCGGCCGCCGACGAGUUGGGAGGGCCGCCCCCGCUGCCGCCGCCGCCGGGCGCGGACGUGUCCGUCAUCGUGGGCGCGCUCACCGGCGUCCUCCUGGGUCUCUUCCUCUUCCUCAUCUACGCCAAGCACUGCAGGCAACGCGGCCGCGGCGGCGCCCGCGGCGCGGCCGGCGGCCUGGGCCUCGGGUUCCGGGCGUCGUCGACGUGCGACCGGUGCCGCUCCGGCGUCAGCCUCUCGGUCGUCGACGCGCUCCCGGUGGUCAGGUUCGGGGACAUGGGCGGGGCCGCGGCGGCCGCGCAGCCGGAGUGCGCGGUGUGCCUGGGCACGUUCGACCCGGCGGCCGACGAGCUGCUCCGCGUGCUGCCCAAGUGCCGCCACGCGUUCCACGCGGACUGCGUCGACACGUGGCUGGAGGCGCACUCGACGUGCCCGGUCUGCCGCCGCCGCGUCGGCAAGGAGGACGCGUUCGCCGUCAUCCCCGAGCUGGAGGCCGCCGACGCGGACUGGUAUCCGGCCCGCGAGGCGGAGAUGCAGAUCGUGGUGCGCCGGCCGGCGUGACGUCAUGAACAACCGAGGGAGCGGCAAUCGACGGAUGCAUUUUCCGGGUCACCAUGCAUGAGAGAUCGCACGGCGCGGCAAGGAGGACGCCCUCGCCGUGAUCAUCGAGCCGGACGCCGGUGAUGCUGAGCUGCAGAUCGUGGUGCACCGACCGGCGUGACUGGCCGAGGGACGGUGGUUUGCUACAGACGGUUUGGCAGCCGUCACGGCGCGGUCUAGCUGACGGCCGUCAUUCGUUCGUGAUCUUGCUUCGUCGCUCGCUCGGAAUGUCGCCGGCCGGCCUUUUGGUAGCGUCGAGACGUGGCUGGAGGGCGUGCACCGUCCGCAUGUAAAGUGUACAACACGUGCGUAUAGUUUUGGAGUUGUCACGUGACAUAUAGGAACCCCUUAAAAAUAUCCACGUAGUUUUUUUACAUCGUUGUGCACGUAGGUUAGUAACAAGAACUGGUG
Hordeum vulgare subsp. vulgare (domesticated barley) is the source of this 1035-nucleotide messenger RNA. Its product is annotated as RING-H2 finger protein ATL43-like. The transcript has a single exon. Bases 1 to 585 code for a protein of 194 amino acids. NCBI's taxonomy places the organism in Eukaryota, Viridiplantae, Streptophyta, Magnoliopsida, Poales, Poaceae. The record is from RefSeq and is a predicted model, not a curated record.